Messenger RNA from Phytophthora nicotianae INRA-310, 522 nucleotides. RefSeq lists its product as hypothetical. The record is from RefSeq and is a predicted model, not a curated record. The coding region runs from base 1 to 522 and encodes 173 amino acids. NCBI's taxonomy places the organism in Eukaryota, Oomycota, Peronosporomycetes, Peronosporales, Peronosporaceae. The transcript has a single exon.
AUGAGAUCCUGCUGGAUCCUAGCCGCAGCGAUUAUCAUCCCCCUGGUAAUCACUGAAAAUUCUUCCGCUCUCCAGGGUAUGAAGCAGAAACCCACAUCUUCUUUGAACACGGUGACCUCAAGCGAUAUCAGUAGGUUUUCAAAAGCCCGGGUUCUCGAGAACAGCAAGGAUUUGGGGAAAGAAAAUGAAGCGCGAGCAGGGCCUAACCUUGACAGGGUGGUUUCGGACCUACUUGACGAUGCGGUCAGAGUUGCCAAGCUAUCAAGGACAAAGUCGCUAUCUGCUCUCGACGAACUUGAGGCGCUAAUGGAGAGUCACAAAUCGAUCAAGGCAAAGCUUAGACCGCUGCUUGAGGAUUUUGCGACAGUUGAGAAACUGACCCCAACUGAAGCUGCGACCAAGUGGGGCAUUAGGACGCUAUUCAAGACGAAGUCGAUGGAGGAGCUGGCUAACCACCCGGACUAUUUGUUAUGGAAGGUAUACACGAAGUACUGGAACAAAUACCACUACUCGCCAGCUUAG